Mesorhabditis belari is the source of this 732-nucleotide messenger RNA. Lineage: Eukaryota; Metazoa; Nematoda; Chromadorea; Rhabditida; Rhabditidae. The record is from the annotation of a GenBank genome assembly.
AUGCGGGCUCUAUGGCUGGCCUGGCUUUUCGUCGUCGCCACCCCCUCCUACCACGAAAGAAGACUUUAUGAGGAACUCAUGCGUGACUACAACGUCUUGGAGCGUCCGGUUGAAAAUCACAAACAGGCCGUUUCCGUUAAACUCAAGGUUUCUCUUCAACAGAUUAUAGAUGUUGAUGAGAAAAAUCAGGUCGUCAAUGUCAACGCCCUUGGGCUCGAUUAUGAUGUUGAUUCAAAUUUCGACUCUGGCUUAUCCGACAAAUAUGCUGGUAAUUCAGGAAAUAAAAUAAUCAUUUUAACUGAAUAUUCUUUUUGGUUUUACAAUACGGGUAAAAUUUCAUGGGUUCCGCCGGGAAUUUUCAAGAUUUCUUGUAAGAUUGAUAUUAAAUGGUUUCCCUUUGAUGAACAAGUUUGCUUUCUAAAGUUUGGCUCAUGGACAUACGAUGGAGACAAAUUUGAUCUCCAGCCGGCUGAAGGCGGUUUCGACAUUUCGGAGUAUCUCGAGAACGGUGAAUGGGCAUUGCCAUUGACGACUGUGUCACGAAAUGUGAAACGCUACGAUUGUUGCGAUGAGCCGUAUCUUGAUCUCACCUUUUAUUUGCAUUUACGACGAAGAACACUUUAUUAUGGCUUCAACUUGAUCAUGCCAUGCAUUUUGACGACAAUGAUGACGCUACUCGGUUUCACGCUUCCACCCGAUGCUGGGGAGAAGAUUACAUUGCGUGAGUUGAUU